Molecule: messenger RNA, 2383 nt
Organism: Physella acuta
Lineage: Eukaryota; Metazoa; Mollusca; Gastropoda; Physidae
Product: phosphonoacetaldehyde hydrolase
Biological process (GO): DNA repair; dephosphorylation; organic phosphonate catabolic process
Cellular component (GO): cytosol
Molecular function (GO): phosphoglycolate phosphatase activity; phosphonoacetaldehyde hydrolase activity
Source: RefSeq, a predicted model, not a curated record
CUCUGUGUAAAAAAAAAUACAAAGAGUGAACACGGCACGAUUUUUGCCCGUGAAACUAUAGUUUAUAAACAAAAAGAAAUUGUUUAGGUAAAAUUCUCGUGUUUUUACUUGUAUUAUAUUUUCUGAUUCAGAGCUUUGUCACUUGUUGCUGCGAUCCACUGUGGGACUGACAUACAUAAAUCAGCUGGAGUGGAAUCAAGUCUGACUUCUUUUUCCGUAGACCUUCAACACCACUCAGUUGACUUGUAGUACUCGAUCUAGUCAGCUGUACUUGACAGCCUUAGCCUUAGCAACUAUAAUCUUCUUUCAAAAGACAUCAAUUUGUUUCUUUGGACUAGUCAAAAGAUGGCCGCCACAUUCCGCUACACCCGCAACUACGUGGGCCCAGUCAAGGCCUGCAUCCUCGACUGGAGCGGCACCACCAUAGACAAGUACGUUCUGGCACCGGCCGUCGUCUUUGUGGACGUCUUCAAGAAACACAAGGUGCCCAUCUCCAUGACGGAGUCCAGACUGCCCAUGGGGCUCCGCAAGGACCUCCACAUCAAGGCCAUCACAGAGCUGCCAGAGGUCAGGCAGAGAUGGAAGGAAGUCCACGGCAAAUAUCCAGACCAGGGAUCCGUGGACGCCAUGUUCAAGGACUUUGUGCCCAUGCAGAUCGCAGCCUUGUCCCAAUACUCGGAGCUCAUCCCUGGGGCAGCAGACGCUGUGAAGACGCUGAAGAAAGAGUUUGGCUGCAAGAUAGGGGUCACCACUGGUUUCACAAGGAGCAUGGUGGACGUUCUGCUGGCUGCUGCCAAGAAGCAAGGGUAUGAACCAGAUGUCAAUGUUGCUGGUGAUGAGGUCAUCCAUGGCGCCAGGCCCAAUCCCUUCAUGGUUUACCGCAACCUUGACCUUCUCAAUGUACCCAACAUUCACUCUGUUGUCAAGGUAGAUGACACUGUCUCAGGUGUGGGUGAGGCCUUAGCCGCCGGAUGCUGGGGUGUGGGCGUGGCCCGCCACAGCAACUACAUGGACAUCAACACCCUGGAGGAGGACACCCAGCUGUCCAGCGAGGAGAUUGAGAAGCGUCUGCUCAAGUCUCGUGACAUUUUGGUCAAGUCAGGGGCCCACUACGUCAUCGAUACGAUAGCCGAGCUGCCCGCUGUUAUAGAGGAUAUCAAUGCUAGAUUAGCCAAUGGUGAAAGGCCAUAGUUCAUUUCCUGCACGCUUGUCAAAGGUUCUCAGUCAUAAAGAUUCAAUAUUCAAAAGUUCAAUUCAUCUCUUGAAUGUAAUUAGAGGACCACCUGUGUAUGUAGACUUCAGUGUUGUUUUGUUAGAAAGUAGAGGGAUACAAGUCAUGUUCAGCGGCUGUUGUUGCAAUAGUUAGUUGUAAAUGACUGGGUUAGGUUUGUAAAGGUUUAGAAUUUACUAUGUAAACCAAAUGUUCUGUUUACUGGAGGUCUUUAUGUAUUAUCUUUGUGGUAACAUUAAGCUGAGUUGUCUCAAUUUUAAUUUAACAAUGGGUUAUGCCCCUUCUUGUGCUGAUAAUUAACACUGUCCUUUCUGUAUGUUGAUGUAGAUAACAUUGAGUUAUGUCCCUGCUUGUGUUGAAACAACUGUCCCUUAUUAAGGGGAAAUAACUUUUUACUUGUUACAUUUCACUGAGUUAUUGUUUUUAGGAUAAAAAAAAUUCCAGCAUAUUUUAACUAUUGACACCUAGCCUAUAGCACACACCUUUAGUUAAGAUUUAUUAGUGUGAAUGUGUGUUGGCUGCUGUUGGAAUAAUGUAAUGCUCUAGGGUCAACAAAAAUGCCAGUUCUCCACAUCUACCUCUCCACUGUGCUGUCUACAAGUUUUACUUGUACCCCAUAAGACACCACCUGUAUAUGUCACUGGGCACGUUUCAGAUACAGAUUGCUUUAGAUUUUGACUCUGCUGAAUUUUUUUUUAGAUCAGUCAAUAAUUUUGUGCAUUACUUCUUGUUUAAAAAUUUCACCAACUUUGUAUAUAUUUACACAAAAUAUUUUUGCAAUCAUUUUGAGUUUUUUCCCUUUAACUUCUGAAUUGUGGUUUGUAGAUUAUCAUCAAAAUUUAAAUUAAUUAUUGAUUCUCAUAUUUUACCAAGAUCAACCAUCAAAUGUACACAAAAUUAGGCCCAGAUCUGUUUUAUAGUUAACACUUUGUCAUUUUACAUUCUUGAUAUUAUUUUGUCUAUACAUGACCUUGCUUAAAGCAUGUCUGCUGAUAUUUACCUUGUUUACAGUUCUUGAAUGUAAGGGAAUGUACUCUGAGUGUCAGCUGUGUAAGGGACUGUACUCUGAAUGCAGCAAGUAUUUGAAUGCACCAUUCCAAAGUUGUGGAGAUUUCUAUAUUGUACUAAAAAUAAAAUUUGUCUACUCUAUAA